GAUCCUAAGCGUUGGUCUCGGCAGACAGACAGCAAUCUACCUAAACACUUCCUUGGUCUGGGUAACCGAGACAACUUCGGAAAGAUGGCGUCCAAGUUAUCUUCGUCUUCUGGAAUAGGUUCAAGAUUGCCAGUUGGAUCCAAAGACAAUGAAACUGAAGAGCAACAGAAGCUGAGAUUUCAGGUGGAGCUAGAGUUUGUACAGUGUCUGGCCAAUCCAAACUAUCUGAACUUCCUAGCACAGAGAGGGUAUUUGAAAGAGCCAAACUUCAUAAACUACUUGAAAUAUCUUCUGUACUGGAAAGAACCCAGAUAUGCCAAGUACCUGAAAUAUCCGCAGUGUCUUUAUCUUCUGGAUUUACUGCAGUAUGAACAUUUUCGGAAAGAACUAGUUAGUGGACCUUGUGCUAAGUUCAUUGAUGACCAGCAGCUCUUGCACUGGCAACACUAUCACCGUCGACGCAUGCAGCUUAUCCAGGAGCAACAAGAAAAGAUGGCAGCAGCAGUUCAUACUAGCAAACCUUCCUAACGUCAUCAUGUGUAUAUGAAAUGGGUGGGAAGUGUGGGAGAGUGAUAGAUAUGUUGAGAAUGUGCAGUUUGUAUUAGAGGGGAAGAAGAGAGUUUGAGUGAAAAUUGGAUGAUGCAUCAAAAGUUAGGGUUAAAGUUGAAAUAGGCAAGAUGACAUAAAAGACUAUGUUUAUAAGUUUCUGGAUCAUGUACCAUCUGCUUGGUUAUGGGAAUAAUAUGAAAUACACAAACAAAAAUGU
This is a messenger RNA of Pomacea canaliculata, 766 nucleotides long. RefSeq names its product mediator of RNA polymerase II transcription subunit 31-like. Bases 85 to 528 code for a protein of 147 amino acids. Gene Ontology annotation, biological process: regulation of transcription by RNA polymerase II. Gene Ontology annotation, molecular function: transcription coregulator activity. The transcript has 5 exons. Lineage: Eukaryota; Metazoa; Mollusca; Gastropoda; Architaenioglossa; Ampullariidae. The record is from RefSeq and is a predicted model, not a curated record. Gene Ontology annotation, cellular component: core mediator complex; mediator complex.